Messenger RNA from Photinus pyralis (common eastern firefly), 2314 nucleotides. Its product is annotated as synaptotagmin-16-like. The transcript has 8 exons. Lineage: Eukaryota; Metazoa; Arthropoda; Insecta; Coleoptera; Lampyridae. Bases 250 to 1563 code for a protein of 437 amino acids. The record is from RefSeq and is a predicted model, not a curated record.
ACAGGUGGAACGCUAUUAGGCGUCGUCGCUGGUUUUGGAGCUCUCCUUCUAGUUUUCUUGCUUUAUAUCAACAAAAAAUGGUUAUGGGGAGCAGUGGGCGGUAUCAGCUGUUGCGAAGAUGCAUGCCCUCCAGUGUCGGCACGCCAAGUUCCAUCCCCGGCGCCGUCAACGUCGGCUCCUGCUCACAAGCACAAACUUGUGAAAGCAUACUCAUUCGAUGUUGGCGGAGAGUCCAGUUCGGAAUCGGAAAUGGGUGGAAAAACACUUCCAGGUCCUUCUGGAACAGUGGGACCCUACUUUCCUCCUCGCUCUCCGCAUGACCUAAUCUCACUAGUUGAAAAGGGUAGAGUUGGAAUUAGCAGUAACAGUUCAUGCAGUUCAACAACCAGUUCCGUCGGGGAGAAGCAUGGUCUUAGUUCUACAAAGGUGACGGCAGAAAUUAAUAGUGGCCAAAGAUCACCUAAUUCUUUACGAGAAACAAAAAUAGACAAUCAAAAUGAAGAACAAACACAAGAAAAUUAUCAAAAAACUGAAACUGUUUCCAAAGUAACCCAACACAGUAUCCAUAGUAACAGUUCGAGAGAUUGCAUAGUACUGAUGAAUACAGAAGCAGAUGGAACGGAAGUUCUUUCAUGCAUUGAGGCGGAAGCAGAGACUCAGCUAGUAAACAAAUGUGGACAUUUAGAGAUAGCUCUCUUAUACGAUGCACCAAUGAGAAAAAUGACUGUACAUGUAUUGCAAGCCCGUGACAUUCCAAGUAGAGAUCGCGGUCAACCCACACACACCCAGGUGCGGUUGAUAUUACUACCCAGUAAAAAACAGAAGCACAAAACGAAGAUUAGAUCGGGAGAAAAUCCACAAUACAUGGAAAGUUUUUUAUUACAUAGAGUAAAUCCCGAAGAUGUAAAUUCGAUGGGUAUAAGACUGCGACUGUACGGCUGUGAAAGGAUGCGUAGAGAGCGACUUAUAGGAGAAGCCAUAGUUAGCUUUGCCAACAUAAAUCUCGAAUUAGAAAAUAAUUUUUGGUUAAACUUAGAGCCACGAGCGAACACUGCGUUAGGCGGUUAUACGGGAGAACUAAUGAGUUUAGCUCGUUCGGACAGUACGGGAUCAACGCAUUCGAUGCAACACGGAGGUGUACCUGAAUUGUUACUUGGGUUAUCUUAUAAUGCGACCACUGGUAGACUUAGUGUAGAAAUCGUCAAGGGAUCACAUUUUAGGAACCUUUCCUUAAAUCGAGCUCCAGAUACAUACGUCAAGCUACAUCUGGUUAGCAGUACCGGCCAACAACUUGGUUACAGUAAAACGACAGUUAGGAGAGGCCAACCGAACCCACUUUUUAAAGAAACCUUCGUUUUCCAAGUGGCGCUUUUCCAAUUAGCAGACGUAACACUAAUGGCAUCGGUCUACAACAGACGUGGAGUAACCAAAAAGAAGGAAAUGGUCGGUUGGUUUAGCUUGGGACUGAACUCGAGCGGCGCGGAAGAACUGGCACACUGGAUGGACAUGAAGGAAUUCCAACAGGAACAAAUUUGUCGAUGGCACGUCCUGGUGCAAUCAUAGUUUAACUUAUAGGCGUCAAACUAAAUCGCUAAUAAUUUUUUAUACUUUAAAGAGAAAUAACGAUAUUGUUACUGUUAAAAUUUGGUACCAAUUUCUAUUUAUAUAUAAGUUAUUAGUCUGUAUUUUCAUUGCCUUAUAUUGAAAUUAAAAUGUGUAAAUUCGUUCAAGGUAAACAAAUAUUUGACAAACAUAACUACAACUCACUCAAACAAAAUACAUGAAAUGUGAUAUUGAAAUCUAAUUUGAAACAACACACAACAUUAUGAGAGGGAGCAGAGAAAUCGACAACUCUAUAAACCGGCAAAAAUUUUAUAGGUAAAAAACUUUGUCCUACUCUUAUUGUACCAUUGCACAAAUUAAAUAUAAGCUUUACUUAGUAAAUUUAUAAAAAAAAAGAAUUAUGUAGGGAUGGGUACAUUUGACUAAACGCUUACAUUUACACACAAAAAUAUAGUUGUAUUAAAAAGAAAUGAUUGUAUUUAUACAUAAAUUAUUAGGUUUUAUACUUUGGAGAAGAUAUAUAAGAUAAGUAUAUGUAACGUGUAAGUUUCAAAAAUCGAUCAUAAUAAGACAAACCCUUUGUGUCUUAUUACUUUGUAGAGCGAUUUUUGAAACGUAUAGAGGCAAUAUUUAUUUAAGCAGAUUCGGUUGACCAUUCGCACAGUUUAAGCGGGUCUAAUAUUUGAAGAAUUGAUCUUAAUGACAGGGUUGCACAUAUAAUGCCUAAAUUUUACUUGAACGUUACUUAUUU